Messenger RNA from Acanthaster planci (crown-of-thorns starfish), 5964 nucleotides. RefSeq lists its product as uncharacterized. NCBI's taxonomy places the organism in Eukaryota, Metazoa, Echinodermata, Asteroidea, Valvatida, Acanthasteridae. The record is from RefSeq and is a predicted model, not a curated record.
AACAUGGCCGCCUCCGUCGUGUUCGGUCCAUGGCAUAGGUCUGGAGUGAAACUUUCUGAAAGGUUGCUGUAAAAUCGAAGUGUAAGCCUGCAUGAUGGAAAGGUUGAUAUGCAAAAGCUGUUAGGCCUGUACGUUUAGCAUUCACCAUGACCAGUGUGACCACAGACGAGGCCUUGCGCGACACACUCGAGUCCAACGUGUCACAGAGGGCAGCUGAAUCACAAGAGCAGCGGAGCAGGGCAGCUGGCCAACGGGAAGGCUGUCAGGAGAGCCAAGACAACGGGGACAAAAACUCACCAAGUCUUGGAGAUGAAGAAAGCAAUAUUGAGAAAUUGCAGGACGAUGAGACAAAGACCUCCGAAAAUAAGGCAGCGGAGGCUGAUCUGGAGGAUGACCAAAUUAAUGAAGAGAAUGGUGAAAAUGUGGAGCCAUCGGUCACUGUGGAAGAUGAAAAUUAUGCAGAGAGGAAGGGAUCAGGAAAAUCCAAGCGGUCGCGGAAGAAGAAAGCCAAAGAUGUGCACAAGGUGACAAUGACAGUCACUAUUGCCAAGGCCAUUCCUACAGCUGAAGAGGAUGUCCCCAAACUGGACGAGCUCAUGCGCAAGAAGAAGCGCAUCGUGGAGGCUCCCAAAGCCCAGAACUACUACCACUGCCAGUACUACCUCCUGCCCGACGACAGCGAACCCAUCAAGACGGACGUGGUGACCUUCGGCAUGGCCGCCAAGAUCUACACGGAGCACGACUCCAAGGUGCUGAAGACUUGGCAAGAGAAGAACCAGACGUGGAUUGCCUGGUCACACAGCCACACCCUGAAGGUGACCAAGGAGCUGCUCCUGAAGCUCUUCAACCACACCCUGGAGCUCCGCAUCUGGGACUCCAAGGACAAGGUGUCUUCCCGGGCGCGCUUCGACCGGCCCAAGGCCUUCCGUCUCCCCCAGGCCAAACCGGGGGAGGACGUGGAAGACGUCGGAGGCGUGCGGUCGCUGGUCAUGAAGCAGUCAGAGAGUUACAUGUCGCUGCAGCCCCGCAAGUCAUUCAUCGACCGGCCGGUGCCCCAGCAUGGUCCGGCCGAGCUGAAGGGCAUGAAAAAUUUUGGAAAGAAAGAUGCAAAGGGCAGACCGGUUCCCCCAUCACCAGAAAACACCAAGACCCCUGGCCAAUCCCCUCCCUCGGAAGUCAUCAAAGUGGAGAAGAGACACAGUGAAGAGGAAGAGGAGCAAGUCAGAGAGUCCAAAAUUGACAUGUACUCGGCCUUGCCACCUGCUGCAGAGGUGCAGUCGGACGAGAUGAAGUCCUACGCCCACCUGGGCAAGCUGGCUGGCCUCCCUCCCCCGGAAGAGCUCAAGGAAAUCAAGAAGAAGCUCAAGAAGGAGAAGAUCGUGGCCCUGUCACAGCAGAAGGACAGCGACGGGGCUAAGAGGCAGGCUGACACAGCAGGCAAGGGGAGGGAUUCCUCCCAGGGCAGGGGAGGAGAUAGCCGGACAGGGUCCAAUUCAGCUCCAACUCCAGGACGCAGGGGUUUCAAGGAGUCUCCACAACAGAGAGAAGCCCGUCGGAAGUCUCACAAGGCAGAGCAUGCCGCGGCUGCCCUGGCCAUGUACAUCAAGCAGUACGGUAACGCCUGCAUCCCCAUACGCAUGAAGCUUCUGUUUGCAGGAUUGCGGUCCGUCACAAAUCGCCUGACCACGCCCGUGCGCGGCCUGGAGGACGUCUUCCUCACCCUGUCCCUAGACGGCCCACUCAUGUCGGAAGGCCUGCGGCGGGAGCUUAACCCGCUCAUCCUCAAGGUCAACUCGGGCACCUCCCUCCCCGCCUCCCCGCUGCCCUACCGGGAGCUGGCCCGGCGCUGCCAGCCCGUCUACUGUGCCUACCAGCUCUUCCGGGAGCCGGCCUACGAGAGCUGUCGCAAGCCCCAUGCCAAGAACAUCUAUUGGGAGGACAUCAACGUGCAGUUGCUGGGCACGAUUCCGAAAGGAGAAUUGGUGGAGUACCUACAGGGACCACCCCUGGAGAUAGAGGUGCAUGACCGAGACAGACGACCUGAGGAGAUCAAACAGAAACCGACACUCUUCGGGGAGGAUAUCGAAGAUGACAAGAUCAGCAAUGUUGGUAUGGUAACAGCCAAGCGCACCCUGCACAACCCCUUCGUGAACCACCUCAAACCCUGGGACCCCUACGGCCUGGCCAAGUUCGACCUGUCCAGCCUCCUGCUGGGGGAGCGCGUGUUGAACCUGACGGCCCCCAUACACAGCUGCCCCAUACCAGACGUGAUCGGCCGCAACAAGGCGGACAACCGACUGAUUGGCUAUUCCAGCUCAGCUGAUGGGCCGAAGGAUGAGCCUCUACCGAUGGGUCACUACUUGGAGAAUCACAGUCAGCUGAAGAUCCGAGUGGAGGUGGCCUACCCGCUGACCACCUCCCAGGAGGUCAAGCUCAAGGCAGAGAUUGAAACGCCACCUGAGUGUCCAUUUGCGAGGAUCGUCUACAUCUUUGAGUACAAGGACGCAGCGUUUCUGCACAGACUGUUGAAGCUUGUCACAAAAAUCAACGCCACGGCACUCAACUUGGACAAGAUGCCGGAGCACAUCAUUGAAGCAGCAUUAUCCACCUACAAACUGUCAGAAGCCCAGCAAGAGAGUCGGCUGCUGGACAUCGUGACCGGCUUUCAGGUGAUGGACGGAGAGAAGCACAUCUUUGUCCUGGAAGGCCUGAGAGAGAAGGCCAUCAAUCUCAUUUGGGAGACCCUCCCCAGACCUAAAGCCAAGGAAAAUGUGACCUUCCAAGCACUCUACAAUUCCAACAUGAUGUUCAGUGAGCGGCGCUACGCUAGCCUGGACGUCGACCUGUGCCGCAUUCGCCUGCACGAGCCACUGUCCUCCAUAGUCCAGCAACCACUACUGUAUGUCAGGGACAUGGUGCCCAGGCUAUGUCUGGAUGCAAUCACCAAACUAGACAUGCUGGUCCGACAGGACAUUCUGAGAAAUGCAGCACGUAACGACCUCUUCCCAUCUGCCGAAAUGAUUGUCUCGCUCAGCAAGGAGUUUGGAGUGCCACUGACUACGGUUGAUUUUGAAGAAUUGUUAGAGUCCCAAAGGCAGGACAAAGAGGUGGACAUAUGGAGAGCUCAGACAGCCCCCAUCCAGCACAGACACAGGGAGUGGACCCCCUUGGAUCUGUACAAUGACAGGUACCUGGACUUGUUGGAGGAGAAAAAGCUGCACAGAGAGCCCAGUGACCACAUCAAAAACAAUAUUGAUGCAGUCCGGAAAGUCAGUGAGAGAAACAAGAGCAAGAAGGCCAAGCCGGCUACAAUCCGGGCAGAGCCUGUCAACGGAGUAGCCCACAACUACAGCACCCAGACGCUCAACUCCACCGAACAGGCCAAGGAGCUGCUCCGCCAGGAACUGGCAAAGGAGCCCAAUCAUCGUUUCACAUACUGUCCCGAGUAUAACUCAGCCACUGUGGUACCUGUCAACAUAGAAGCUAUCCAGAAACAGGAGCAGCAGGACUCGGUGGAUGCAUGGCAGACUAAGGAUGGCUUCAUCUAUCCAGGGAUGCAAGCCGCCCUGGAGGACAACGCUCACCCAAAGCAACCGGACAUGGCCAGAAGAGACCAACUCACACAGCCUUGGACGGAGAAUACCCUUCAUGCAAACAUCCUGAAACCGACGCUCGAUGAACGGGAAGGAUACUCCUGGUCUGACCGCAAGAAGGACAUGGACCUCUGGAAGUGUCCUCAGAAGAGCUUCCAACCCGUUCCCCCGAUCACAAUCCACCUUGCUGGUGACACCCUGGAUGCCGAGCAGAGGGCAGCUUGGGACUGGGACCAGGACAACUGGCGUUCCAAAAUCGCCGUGGAGGAUACGACCAUGAAGUUCCACCGCUGUGCCACAGACACGGAGCUCUACUACAGGGGCCCCCGGUCCAGCAACCAGGUGGCCAGACUGAAGGGCCUCCUGAAGGACGAACCCAAGAAGCUGGCCCUCCGGCAGGCAGGGAUCAGUGAGAUCCCAGCGCUGGCCGUGGUAAAUGAUCCCAGCCUGGACACGGCUGCCAGGGAGGCCGGCGUACCCAUUGUGCCAGCCGUCGACCCGCGGGAAGUGGAGAGGCAUUGUGGGUUCAUGCCAGGGCCGCAGGACGGAAAGGGCUGGCACAUGGAGAGCAACAGGAUUCCCAUACGAGACAUGGAGCAUGCCAAAUUUUCAGAACUGAAGAAGUACGACUUCAAAUUAUAUCACAAGGAUCGCGGGGGACUCCACAAACGCUUCAUCCAGCCACUUACCCAGGAGGACAGAAACAACCACCUGUUCCACACCGUGGCAGCAGCCACCACCGCAGAUGCUGCCCACGAAGCCACGGCUGCUGCAGGCCAAAAGCUCCAUCCCGGCAACGAGUGCUUCCGACAGCCAUCCCCAAGCAUCAAGGCCAAGCCGCUACGUACGGAGUUCUACUACCCUGAUAGGGAGCAGUUUUGGAGCACGCCCUGCCCACGAGAUGUCACCAAUCGGAGGAUGAUGAUGCAAACUGAUUUGGCUUAAGCACUGUAUUCUCAUUGGUCAUCCCAUUUGAGUGAAUGAAUAUGAUUGGUCAAGAGUGGAUCUAUAAAAUAAAGAGGGACAUUGGGGGAUCCAAGGGGGGAUUAGUGGGAGGCCAUGGCCCCCCUCCCCAAAGGGAAAAAAAUCUUUGUAUUUCAUGAAUAGAAUUAGAAACCAGUGAUUUUUGGAUUAUUUCAUUUCCAUUUCUUCCCAAAGCUUACAAAAAGCCCAAAAAUUUAGCCUCCACCAUGAAAGGUUUCAUAAAGGAUUUUCCAUUAUUUUUUAACCCAAGUUUGAACUAAAAUGUAGAAAAGGAAAAAGACACACUUCAUCAGAGCUGUAACAUUUAUUUUGCAUUUGGAGGAUGGAGUCAUGUAUUUGACCCCUUCAUGUGUCUGUCCCUUCCCGACUCUAUGGGCCUUGAGCUGGACCGAGAGAGGGAGCUUUUCCCUAAGAGGGUGUUAUUAUUUUCCUCUUUGGCACUGAACUGCACUUUGUUGAUUCACAAAUGACUAUGAAAUGCAUGUGUUAUGGUCACAUUGCUAGCAACAAAAUGAAAACUCCCAACCAACGCNGGCUCUUCAGGAUCAAUUCCAUCUGUUCGUAUGUAGUGUGUGGUGGAGUUCCAUGUAGUGGUAAAUAUGAGUAGAUUUGGUUGUAUUGUUCAUGUAUUAUAUCAUUGCAAACUCCCUUAGCAGCUAUAGGCUGUAUGUAUAUAGGCUAAGGUUUAUCAAUGUACAGAGGAAUUCAGUAAUAUUUAUUGGCAAAUGCUGUGAACUUGCUUCAGUUUUAUCCCGUCCAAUUUUAUGCAAUUUGAAAUUGUAAUGAAAAUUUCAUAUAAUUUGGAAAUGGACAGAGUUCCUUCAAUUUUUUUGUAGAUAUUGAAUUGUAUCUAGCAGAAUAGCAGAAAUCUUUUGAACUGCGUUAAGUUUUAUGGAUUCUGGGUUAUUCUGCCUGAAUUAAUUUGUACAUGUGUUUUGUAAAUGUAAAACAGGGUAUGCUAUUCAUCCAAAAUGUAAAAUCGUUACUAUGAUUAGAACUUAUUCUUACUUUUGAGUUUGUAUAAUUUCUUUUGUUUUGUUGUAAUUUUUUGGGGGGGAGGUUCAUAGGUUUUGUUUUACAUUGUUUUGUUGGCUUUACUUUUCUGCAUACAUUUGAAUUCUAGCAUUACUUUUUUUUAUAAAAAAGCAACAGAAGAAGCAUUCUAAAAUGGAAAGCAUUUCUGACAAAUGUAGUCCAGGACAGGGUAAUCUAGUUUUUACAAUUUUUUGAUUUAUUAUAGGGUUCAUCAUCAUUAGGGUUAUGAUGUAAAACUUCACCUCAAAUGCAGAAAAUGAUUUGUUUUGGUCUGAUUUUAAACGAUUUUGGAAUUCAACUUCACAACGGUUGGUUGACUUUUUCAACAUUACAACUGUAUUACAAUAAAACA